Messenger RNA from Aplysia californica (California sea hare), 1593 nucleotides. Its product is annotated as adenosine deaminase 2. Gene Ontology annotation, molecular function: adenosine deaminase activity. Gene Ontology annotation, biological process: inosine biosynthetic process; adenosine catabolic process. Lineage: Eukaryota; Metazoa; Mollusca; Gastropoda; Aplysiida; Aplysiidae. The record is from RefSeq and is a predicted model, not a curated record.
GUCAUGUCCAGUUGCUCUGACAUGUAUGAUAUUCAAAGUCCUCUGUAUUUGCGAGGGUGAUCUAUUGCUUUGUGGACGCGAGAGGGCGAGGAACGUCGCGAGCUUUGCUGAACGGGUGAAGUGGCUGAGUCCUCAACUCUUCUUAAAAAACCGAGACGAAGCAGCAGGAUGUUCAAAGGCUACGUUAUUUCGGCCGCCGUAGGUACUACUUUUGUGGUCCUAGUCUUAUGGCUCGUGUGCUCAUCCGUGGCAGGAAUGCCCAGCCAGUAUGCCCAAGAGAGGAAGAAGAUGGCAGACAAGGAGAGAAGUAUGAGACUUGGGUCGCAACUGACUCUAAACGACAGAGAAGAGAUGGUGAACUGCUACCUGAUGUCUCUGAAGCAGUUUAUGAUCGCCACCAGCACUGCGGGCAAGACACUCUUCCCUCCGUCUCAGCAUUUCUUCCACACCAAGGCAGACAUUGACAACUCCACGUUGUUCCAUAUCAUUCAAAUGAUGCCGAAAGGCGGUAGUCUCCACUUGCACGAGAGCUGCAUGACGUCACUGGAGUGGGUGAUUAAGAAUCUGACAUACAUGGACAACUUGUACACCAGGAUGGAGGAGAGCGGAGAAGUCAGGGCCAGGCUCUACCUGUUCUCCCAAGCAUCACCUGGGACAGAAUGGACGCUUAUGUCGGAGCUGAGGGCAGCACAAACAGAUGUGGAUAGAUUUGAUCAGGAGUUGCUGGACACGCUGGCAAUGUGGGGUACAGAGCCUUACGCAUCCAACCAUGAAGCGUGGAAUGACUUCCACGCUUACUUCAGGGGCAUUGACGGGUUUUUGACCAAUAUGGAAUCUCGCCGCCUUUAUGAUCUCCACGGCAUUGAGGAAGCCUAUGACGAUGGACUCCAGUACUUAGAAUGGCGAGUCAGUGCGAACAACACUGACAUGGUUGAGUACAUCCGGAUGCUGCAGGGUAUCGUGAAGGAUUUCAAAGCAGAGCACCCAGAUUUUCUUGGCGUGAAAGUUAUAUUUGAAGGAAUGAGGUUUUAGCUCUGGUGAGGGACUUGCGCGACCACCCAGCCUCUUCAAUGAUCUCCUAUGGCGCCCCUGUGGUCAUCUCCUCCGACAACCCGAACGUGUACUUUGCCAAGAUGCAGUCUCACGACUCCUACGCCGCCUUCAUGGGACUGGCCUCGCAGCAGGAUGACCUCAGACUGCUGAAACAGCUGGCCAUUAACUCCCUUAAAUACAGCGCCAUGACGGAAACAGAGAAGACAGAUGCCUUUGCCGCUUGGCAGAUUCGAUGGGAUCUAUUUGUAGAAGAGGUCAUCGCUAAAUAUAACUUGGAGAGCUACUGCCAAAAACCGAACUUGUGAAACCUAAAAGCCCCCCAACUCGUUGCUCAAUACGAUAAUAGUAUGUUUAUGUAAUGAAUAUAAACAAGCAGAUUAAGUUUUCAUUUCCAGACUCUUCACCUUGCUGGCAAUGUCCUCUCAUAUAUAUGUACAACUAGCUGGUCCCCCUUUCGAUGAACCGAAAGUCAUUGGCGUACCAUAUUUACACUCUACUGGAAUGAUGCAACACUUCUUGAGAGAUACGAAAAAUUAGAAG